CGGCGGUAUAUUUGGUCCGGCUGUUGGCGUGCCUUUGCGCAGCUUCUUUGAAUGGCGGGAUCAUUUCAGAUGUUCAUGUAGCCGUGUUGCAUUGCUGACCAAUCCUUCUCUUGCUGAGCGUUGCCAUAAGAUGCCCGCUGACGCUGCCUAGAAACCCACAAUCUAAUAAAUACGCAUCACCGUGUCUAUGGCACGUUACCUCAACACAUGCUCUAGUAAGAGCAUGCAUCCGGAGCAUUAUGACGUCCCGUUUGUUGAUGAUGAUGAAGACGAUGACGACCUGGACGACGAUGACAUAGAUGGUUAUGAUGCUCUCAGCGACUCUGACGAUGAGGAUGACCUUAGCCAAAGCCGAAACACAGCCCGACAUAACCUUGGUGGGACUUUGGACGAUCUUGGUGAAAAUGAUGAUUUCAGACGCCAACGAUCAAUCAGCGAAGGGAGUGCGAAUCAGUUGGAGCCUGGGGAUGACAACCGUCGCGAUCAUCACAAUCAACUGGAACGCAAAAGGCGAGCCAGCAUCAAGACAAGUUACAAUGAUCUCAGGGAGGUCAUACCUAGUCUACGGGGAUCAAAGGCUUCCCGAGCUGUGAUCCUGCAACGAGCAGUUGAGUGUAUUGAGGAGUUGGUUAAGCUCAAUCGUGACCAUACACAUUGCGUUGAAACUCUGAAACGGCAAAAUGACGCGUUGGAAUCAAAGGUUCAAGACCUCCAACGUUACAUCCAGCGUCUUGAUGGUGAAGAGGCAGUCAGCGCAUCGUGUUGCUCGUCGUUUCCAGGUUGCGGGUCGGCACCUGGAAACGGAGCGUUGAGGCUCUUGUCGGGCUCUAUUACACCGGCUGGGACUUCAGGAUCUGGUUCUUCAGGUGUACCCGUUUAUCGUUUGUUGCCGCAUGAUGCUGCUGAUAAGCCAGGGCCGUCUCAUGGCUCUGUUCAAACUGUUGGUUUUGCAAACAGACCAACCACCCAUAAUGGAACUCCUCAAGGAUCGACAGCAGUUUCCCACACUUUUUCAUCACGCACACGAACUAGUCCAGCAAUCCAUUUGUCCACCUCAGCGUGCGCACUCUCGUCUGGAUACAGUGGGAUGAACGCCCUCAGUGCUGCAGUCAACUUAGUCGCCAGCACUAACUCAGCGUUUUCGUCGGCAUCAUCCUCCACUGGCUCGAACUGCGACCCUCCACAGUCUUCUUCACAGCGUUCCAGUCCAGGAUGUCUUUCGUCUUCCUCUUCAACUGCUUCCUCUUUCAACCAAUGCUGUUCUCGUGGUAGGGGUCAGAGCGAAGAACGCUCCCUCAUCAUCGACGUCCCAUCGUCCGGGGAUAUAGACUUUGCUGAGACUAAUGGCACAGGCUCCUUUUGUAGCUUGAAGACUAAUGGCACUGCGGCACUUCCCACUAGUCCGACAUCUCGGACCUCCUCACCACCCUCUAUUCUACUUACUGUGCCAGUACGACCACUGGCAACGUGCACGCAGACACACGGAUCAAGAAAGCUUUCCUCAAGUGACGUGGAUGCUGCUGUGGGGCUCAGUGAUAUCUCCAAACGACGUCGUCUCACUUGAUCUCAGUUGUUCACUUCUCAGGCCAUCCCUUCUAAGCUAUUCCGUACGAUAAAUACGCAACUUCCCAAUUUUUCUAUGAUGUAUCUAUCCGGCCUGUUGACGACUUCCGCUCACUCCGCACUUGACUGCGUCAAACUGGCCCACACAACUCCUAUCUUGUUGGAGGUUCGGUGUAAUUUGAUUUUCUGAAAUCCAAAGUAUGUAUUUUAUUUGUACAGAUGGCAUGUCCGUUAGGACAACUAUGACACUAGGAGUAUUACUUUCCAUGCUUAGUUGUAUGUUUUACGACCUGGCGAUCACAGCACCUAAUGUUAAUAUCCUUACUACGUCUCCUCAUAUUGGCGUUCAAGGCCUUUAUUGUCUCCACAGCAUGUCUAUAUCGUUGCAUUGGCAUGCUUAUCACUCUUAAAUAUUCAAUCAUUGAUUAUUACCGUUGUGGUUUUUCGUUGUUCAUAUCAUGGUUUUGUUUGUUGGCUUUCUCUUACUUUCCUUUAUUUGUCCUUAUACCUUUUGUGAAACUGGCCACUAUUAUCGGUAGAAUAAUAGAUCUUGAUAAAUAAAGC
Messenger RNA from Opisthorchis viverrini, 2127 nucleotides. RefSeq lists its product as hypothetical. Gene Ontology annotation, molecular function: protein dimerization activity; DNA-binding transcription factor activity. Gene Ontology annotation, biological process: positive regulation of transcription by RNA polymerase II. NCBI's taxonomy places the organism in Eukaryota, Metazoa, Platyhelminthes, Trematoda, Opisthorchiida, Opisthorchiidae. The coding region runs from base 188 to 1564 and encodes 458 amino acids. The transcript is spliced from 4 exons. The record is from RefSeq and is a predicted model, not a curated record. Gene Ontology annotation, cellular component: RNA polymerase II transcription regulator complex.